AGCCGACGCGCCGCGGCGCCGCGCACGGAGCCGGCGGGGAGAGCGAUGGAGGUGCAGCUCGCACCCCGCAGAGCCUGGAACGACUUCUUCCCCGGCUUCGAGCGCUUCGCCUGGCCGGACUUCAAAGACGUGUCCAAAUGGAACAACCGGGUGGUCAGCAACCUGCUCUAUUACCAGACCAACUACCUGCUGCUGGCGGCCGUGGUCAUCUCCAUCGUGGGAUUUCUGAGCCCACUGAACAUGAUCCUUGGUGGCACCGUAGUAGUGCUGGUGUUCACAGGUUUUGUGUGGGCAUCACACAACAAAGACAUCCUUCGCAAGUUCAAGAAGCAGUACCCAACUGCGUUUGUGGUAGCCAUCCUGCUGUCUAGUUACUUCUUGAUAUCCUAUUUUGGAGGUGUCAUGGUGUUCAUAUUUGGGAUAACAUUUCCUCUACUGUUGAUAUUUAUCCAUGCGUCUCUGAGGCUUCGGAGCAUAAAGAACAAGCUGGAAAAUAAAAUGGAAGGAAUAGGUUUGAAGAAGACUCCUAUGGGCAUAGUACUUGAUGCCCUUGAUCAGCAGGAAGAGAACAUCAACAAACUGGCUGAUUACAUCGCUAAAGUGAAGGAAUAAGGGGCACAUAAUAUGGCUUUCUUAUCUGUUGCAGGAAUUUAGUUGCUAUUUACUCUUGUCAAAGCUUGCUUUCAAUUUGUCUGUGAGAUGCACGUACUGUACAGAUUGACAAUGGCAAGAUAAAGGUAUACAAAGUUAUUCAGGACUCCUCUAAGACUGGGGAGGAGAGAGUCCCCUUUCUAUAAUAUGGUAAAAUGUCUUCCUGUUAGUGCAUAUGUGUGUAAUGGUUUAAAGCACUUGUUUUCUGGCAGGGGAGGUGGGGGAGAAACAAACCUGAAUUGCAGUCUCUGAACCUGUUCUUGGUAGCCAGUGUCAUGUCUAAGUAUUUAUAAUGCACUUCAUUAGAGGGAUGGUAUGGGGUGGGAGGACUGUUUAGUGCUCUACCGGUUGGCUAACACUGUCACCAGACAAAAAUCUGUCAGUCAGGAUUGGCUGAAUGCUCUGCCAAUACACUUUUCAAGUGGGUUAUAUUCACGCCAUCUUAUCUGAAGUAGCAAAUGGAAAGAAUAAAUUGACUAGAGCGCACAAGUCACCUCACACUCCUAGUCUGUUCACAAAAUGUAAUAUUUUCUUAUAGCAGGAGAUCAAAGUCUAAAUGGGCAACAUAUGUAAACUAUAUAGCACCCUUGUCCAGUUCUGCCCGCAAUACACCUAUGCAAAUUCGACUGAAUUCCAUAGGAGAGGCGCAUGUGUCUCUGAAGGUUAUUAUUAGCCUUAAAUGUCUCUGUGAAAUCUUGGCUCUCUUGAAGUCCAUGGAAGUUUUUUUUUGUUGCCAUUGACUUCAAGAGAGCCACGACUUCACACUUGUAAGGUGUGGGGUUUUGUGGUUGAUUUCUUUUUUUUUUUUUUUUUAUGCUUAAAAAAACAAAACUGGACUGUAAGAAUAGCUAGGACACUCUCUUAUUUGGAGUUCUGGUUUUAAAAACCAGAACUGUCACUUGAGAUUUUAGGACUUGCCUCAUUGUCCAAAUUGUGCUCUGACUCUCUUCCAGUUUAAAGAUGACACUGGCUAAAACAUAGAUUUUUGCUAACUUAUUCCACUUGUGGCUCUGUUCAGGGAAAAUAAGACUAGAUUUCAGACUUAUAAAUAAAAACAAUAAAUUGCAUAUUCUUAGAACCAUUUUCAAAUUCAUAUAAGCAAUUACUUUCAAGAGCUCUUGUUACAAAUUUCUUCAGUAAACUUCAGCUUGACUGCAGUCUGUGCUACCUAAAUCAUAUGCAUGGAAAAACGUAUGCAGAUUAACAUAGUGUGUAACUAGCAAUCUUGCAUUUCUCCUCCUUUUUAUGAAGUAUUUAUCUGUAACUGACUUGAUUUACAUGGCAGGUAUAGCAGAUAUCCAAAAACCUCUUCAGAGUUCAUGUAUAUAGACAUGUGCGUGCGCACACAUACGGUGUCUCUUCAAAAUGAAUUGUUUAGGAGUCUGAACACCUCAUUCCAUGCAAAUGUUCCAGAGUGAUCAGUAUUUACUGGAAGUUUGUCUUUACGUGUAUAUUCCAGGGUAAGAAGCAAUGCCCUGCUCCUUUAUUAUAGUACCUUGUCUUAGCUUUUGAUGAGUAGUUCUUGCUACACUUACAGAAGAGAUACUAGCCUAUGACUUCAUGAAUAUAUGGUUCCAUUGUAGAAUUUUAAAAACGAGUUGUGAAGAAUAAACUUUAACAAUUGAUAAAA
Molecule: messenger RNA, 2281 nt
Organism: Malaclemys terrapin pileata
Lineage: Eukaryota; Metazoa; Chordata; Testudines; Emydidae
Gene: ARL6IP5
Product: ADP ribosylation factor like GTPase 6 interacting protein 5
Exons: 3
Coding region: 46-612 (188 amino acids)
Biological process (GO): negative regulation of transport
Cellular component (GO): membrane
Source: RefSeq, a predicted model, not a curated record